ACAGGCUCACUUGUUCCGUCUUUAAUGUGCAAUCUGUUUUCUCCAGCGGAGGGCACUCAGUGUAUCACAAACUCAAGCAUUAGCACCAACAAGCUCUGAGCAUCAUCAGUCUCUGGAAAGCCUUCUGAAUUAGACAAGGGCUGCCUCUCAGCACAGCUACAAAACACUUUAAACCUGACCAGCUAAAUGGAUAAACCUAGCCUGCAUAGCUUUUAAACUGGGGUCUCAUACAGCACAGGAGGCCUACUUGCUAGAAGAACUGAAAAUCCAGAGGAUGAAUUGCUUUAUCUGGGAAUGGCAAAAGCCAGCACAAUAAGGAAUGUCAGGUAUUCUGAAGAUUUUCUUUUCUUUUCUUUUUUUCCUCUCUUUUAACAGAGAAGUUGGUUACCUUCGAGAUGGGCUGUAGCUCUUUUGCACAGAUUGCCAAUUACUGCUGAUGGGUCUCUGGUGAAUUACACAAUGAUGUUCAGAGCCUAGAGGCCCUCCCCCACCCCCCCAACUGCUUCCUUCUCCCUGACCCCCAUCCCACCCCACGCUAAUUUUUUUUCACAUAUGUAUAUAUAUGCAUUUUUGCCCGUCCUCUCCGGGGAAGUUUGUAUGGGUCUAGUAGCUCACACGCGAGAUCAGAAUGGUGUGAAUGACAGCCGCACUGUGUCAUGAAGGUGGUGGUGGUUUCAGCACGGGAGACCGAAUAAGAAGAAAGCUGAGAGAGGGGGGAACCGUUUUGGAUGACAAAGGAUGGGUUUCCAUUUAAUUACGCAGCUGAGAGGCAUGCGUGUGGUGCUAGUGCUACUUCCUACGUUGCUGCUUGUUAUGCUCACAGGGGCUCAGAGAGCUUGCCCAAAGAACUGCAGAUGUGAUGGCAAAAUUGUGUACUGUGAGUCUCAUGCUUUCGCAGAUAUCCCUGAGAACAUUUCUGGAGGGUCACAAGGCUUAUCAUUAAGGUUCAACAGCAUUCAGAAACUCAAAUCCAAUCAGUUUGCCAGCCUUAACCAGCUUAUAUGGCUUUAUCUUGACCAUAAUUACAUUAGCUCUGUGGAUGAAGAUGCAUUUCAAGGGAUCCGUAGACUGAAAGAAUUAAUUCUAAGCUCCAACAAAAUUACCUAUCUGCACAAUAAAACAUUUCACCCAGUUCCCAAUCUCCGCAGUCUGGACCUCUCUUACAAUAAACUUCAGACAUUGCAAUCUGAGCAAUUUAAAGGCCUUCGGAAACUCAUCAUUUUGCACUUGAGAUCUAACUCGUUAAAGACGGUGCCAAUCAGAGUUUUUCAAGACUGUCGAAAUCUUGACUUUCUGGAUUUGGGUUACAAUCGUCUUCGAAGCUUGUCCCGAAAUGCUUUCGCUGGCCUCUUGAAGUUAAAAGAGCUCCACUUGGAGCACAAUCAGUUUUCCAAGAUCAACUUUGCUCAUUUUCCACGUCUCUUCAACCUCCGCUCAAUUUACCUACAAUGGAACAGGAUCCGCUCCAUUAGCCAAGGCUUGACGUGGACUUGGAGUUCCUUGCACAACUUGGAUUUAUCAGGGAAUGAUAUCCAAGGAAUUGAGCCGGGCACAUUUAAAUGUCUGCCCAAUUUGCAGAAAUUGAAUUUGGAUUCCAACAAGCUUACCAAUAUCUCACAGGAAACUGUCAAUGCAUGGAUAUCCUUAAUAUCCAUCACUUUGUCUGGGAAUAUGUGGGAAUGCACUCGGAGCAUUUGUCCUCUGUUUUAUUGGCUUAAGAAUUUCAAAGGAAAUAAAGAAAGCACCAUGAUAUGUGCAGGACCUAAGCAUAUCCAGGGUGAAAAGGUUAGUGAUGCAGUGGAAACAUAUAAUAUCUGCUCUGAAGUCCAGGUGGUCAACACAGAAAAAUCACACCUGGUGCCCCAAAGUCCCCAAAAACCUCUCAUUAUCCCUAAACCUACAACCUUCAAAUCUGACCUCACCCAGCCCACCCUUGAAAUACCAAGCCCUUCCCCAGGAUUUCAGAUUCCUGGCACAGAGCAAGAGUAUGAGCAUGUUUCAUUUCACAAAAUCAUUGCAGGGAGUGUGGCUCUCUUUCUCUCAGUGGCCAUGAUCCUCUUGGUAAUCUAUGUGUCUUGGAAACGCUACCCAGCCAGCAUGAAACAACUUCAGCAACACUCUCUUAUGAAGAGGCGGCGAAAAAAGACCAGAGAGUCUGAAAGACAAAUGAAUUCCCCUUUACAGGAGUAUUAUGUGGACUACAAGCCUACAAACUCUGAGACCAUGGAUAUAUCGGUUAAUGGAUCUGGGCCCUGCACAUAUACCAUCUCUGGCUCCAGGGAAUGUGAGAUCCUACACCACGUGAAGCCCUUGCCAUAUUACAGCUACGACCAGCCGGUGAUCAGGUACUGCCAGGCUCACCAGCCACUCCAUGUCAACAAGGGAUAUGAAGGAGUUGCUCUGGAACAGGAUGAAACUCCCAGCCUGGAGCUUGGUCACGACCACAGCUUCAUUGCCACCAUCGCCAGGUCGGCAGCCCCAGCCAUUUACCUUGAGAGAAUCACAAACUAAGUGAAAGGCAACACCUCAUUGGUGAACUCAACGCAGGGAGGGAGGGCGUUCAUCCUAAAGGAGAAUAGGUGUCCAAAUCACGCGAUAGAGCCGGCUCAUCAUUCCUCUUAAGACAUUUCUGACACAGAUGAAAGGCAAAAAAAAAAAAAAAAAAAAAAAAAAAAAAAAAAACAAAA
Messenger RNA from Sus scrofa (pig), 2687 nucleotides. RefSeq names its product leucine rich repeat transmembrane neuronal 4 (gene LRRTM4). Gene Ontology annotation, molecular function: protein binding. Lineage: Eukaryota; Metazoa; Chordata; Mammalia; Artiodactyla; Suidae. The record is from RefSeq and is a predicted model, not a curated record. Gene Ontology annotation, cellular component: plasma membrane.